Molecule: messenger RNA, 171 nt
Organism: Racocetra fulgida
Lineage: Eukaryota; Fungi; Glomeromycota; Glomeromycetes; Diversisporales; Gigasporaceae
Source: the annotation of a GenBank genome assembly
AUGAAGGUGGAAGAAGCUAAUGUGUUUAUAGUUACCCUAUUGGAAGAUUUCGACAAGAAGCAUGAUAAUCCUGAUAACAAAAACUCACUGCAUGAAGAAAAACUCCAACCUGAUAUCGAACCAAAAAAGGAUAAUAAAAAACAAUCAGACAUUAUCAAAAAUCAGUUGAAA